UUCCAUGGCGGUUGGGAAUGUAGCUCAGUGGUGGAAAAGUGAUCCAUGCUCUGAGUUGAAUGCCCCAGAACCGGAGGAAAAGCCUAAUCUGCUCUAGCAUACUAACCUCAAAAAUGGGACAGACGACAGUGUUAAGUAUUUCCCGUUUUCUCUUCUAUCAGAACACCAGCACUGAAAUUCACGACGGUACGCAUUCUCUCCCACUGGGUUUCCUUGCUGAUAAUGCGCUUAGACAACAAUUACAGGCCCUGAAUUAUCUCCCUACGAUGGACUUGGCGAAUCAGCAUUAAAUAGACGUGUCAUAUUAGCUAAUGGCUUAUUCUGUCCUUCCCUUAGCACCUGCAGAAUGGGGGUUCUGCCUUUACGAACCCAUUUCCAGUAUUAAUAACUUUAAAAGUGCGUGUUGCUGUGCGGGGAGACCUGAGGGCCGUGCUUUGAAGAAGUCCGACUGCUACGAGGCUGCUGAGCACGCGGCGGGUGACUCCACGACUCCCGGCUCGGGCGUCGGGCUCGGCGGGCUAACGAAAGUCAGCUGGUUUGAACCCUGCGCGUGGCCGGCUUGGCUCGGGACACAGGCUCCAAGCCCGAUCGGGUCUCCAGCGGGCUCGCUUCCUCCCCCGACCAAGCCACGAGCCCCACGGCGCCCGACACGGCCGCGGCCACCUCACUCUCGCCCAGAACUGGGGUUUCCCGCCGCCAAACCCACCGACUCUCCCCGAACCGAGCCGCUCUCGUGCCUUGAGGCUCAACCUCGUCUUCGCUCUCCCGAUAGAAGAAAACACUCCUGCACUAAGAACGAAUCCUGUCCACAAUCUUUAAACACCAAUCCGCCACGGCAGCGGAGGGUGAGGGGCUGGAGAGUGGCUUCGGUACUGAGGGCCAAGAGUUUAGUGGUCGUGUGUGCAUACAGACCCCAGAAUUUGGAGGCUGGCAAACAGGUGGAAAGUGGAUGGGCGCUCCUUCCCACUACGUCUCAGCGAGCUGCUCCUCCAGCCUCCAGUUUCUAACUUCCAUUCUCUGUAAUAAACCUAUAAUCUUGGAAGUAAACUGUUUUCUGAUUACUCCAAGCGAUUUUAGUAAAGCAUAGAACCUGA
Molecule: messenger RNA, 1094 nt
Organism: Mastomys coucha (southern multimammate mouse)
Lineage: Eukaryota; Metazoa; Chordata; Mammalia; Rodentia; Muridae
Exons: 1
Coding region: 312-1007 (231 amino acids)
Source: RefSeq, a predicted model, not a curated record